CAGCGAGGCGUGUGGAUCCAAUGAGAUCACGCCGCGUCCAGGGGCCCGGUGGCUGUAACGAGCCGGUGACUGUUGUAGCACUGAUCUCAAGACAACGCUGUGCAGCGUGACUAUAAAUCACCGCCGCCUCAUGGGUUUCACUCAAUCGGCAUUAAUUUGACAUUUACCAGGGAGCAGUAUUUAAAUUCGAGCAGUGCACGGAGAGCUUUUCUUAUUGUCCACGCUGUCAGAUCAGCUUCACCUGCACCAGUCAUUCAGUUCCGAUAGAAAAACUUCUACUACUCAAGGUUACAAUGAGGGAAAAGCUGCCGUUAUCUGUGUUGUUCUGCCUCGCCCUAGCACUCCUUCCUUCUCCAACAGCUUCAGUUGCUGUGAUGUCGGUGGACCUGGGAAGCGAAUGGAUGAAAGUCGCUAUUGUUAAGCCUGGUGUGCCGAUGGAAAUCGCUCUGAACAAGGAGUCCAGAAGGAAAACUCCAGUGGCUGUAUGCUUAAAAGAAAAUGAAAGACUUUUUGGGGACAGCGCUAUGGGAGUAUCUGUGAAGAAUCCCAAAGUGGUGUACAGGUAUCUCCAGAGCCUUUUGGGAAAGACUGCUGAUAACCUACAGGUUGCGCAGUAUCAGAAACAAUUUCCUGAACACCUGGUACUCCGAGAUGAAAAGAGGGGAACAGUGUAUUUCAAAUACUCUGAGGAGAUGCAGUAUACUCCAGAAGAGCUCUUGGGCAUGGUACUGAACUACUCUCGUGGCCUGGCUGAGGACUUCGCAGAACAAACUAUUAAAGAUGCAGUCAUCACCGUGCCGGCCUUUUUUAACCAGGCAGAACGUAGGGCAGUCCUGCAGGCUGCUCAGAUUGCAGGUUUGAAGGUCCUUCAGCUCAUCAAUGAUAAUACAGCUGUGGCAUUGAACUAUGGACUCUUCAGGAGGAAAGACAUCAACUCAACUGCCCAGAAUGUGAUGUUUUAUGACAUGGGCUCAGGCAGUACAACAGCCACUAUAGUCACUUACCAGACAGUAAAGACCAAAGAGGCAGGCACACAGCCUCAGCUGCAGAUCCGUGGAGUUGGCUUUGAUAGGACUCUUGGGGGUUUUGAAAUGGAGCUGAGACUGAGGGACCACCUAGCCAAAAUUUUCAACGAGCAAAAGAAAUCAAAGAAAGACGUAACUGAGAACUCGCGCGCCAUGGCCAAGCUGCUGAAGGAGGCGCAAAGACUCAAGACAGUACUGAGUGCAAAUGCUGAACAUGUAGCCCAGAUUGAGGGGCUGAUGGAUGAUAUCGACUUCAAGGCCAAGGUGACCCGUGCUGAGUUCGAGGCUCUGUGCGCUGAUCUCUUUGACCGAGUGCCAGUACCAGUGCAGCAGGCGCUUGCUGCUUCUGAGAUGUCUUUGGAUGAGAUUGAACAAGUCAUUCUGGUUGGAGGAGCCACACGAGUUCCCAGAGUGCAGGAUGUGCUUCUCAAAGCAACAAAUAAAGAAGAGCUGGCAAAGAACAUAAAUGCUGAUGAGGCAGCAGCUAUGGGUGCAGUGUACCAGGCUGCAGCUCUGAGUAAAGCAUUUAAAGUCAAACCUUUUCUGGUCCGAGACGCAGCCGUCUUUCCGAUACAGGUGGAAUUUAGCCGUGAGACUGAUGAAGAUGAAGGUGCGAAGGGAAUCAAGCACAACAAGCGCAUUUUGUUUCAGAGGAUGGCGCCAUAUCCCCAGCGCAAAGUCAUCACCUUCAACCGUUACACCGAUGACUUCAUUUUCAACAUUAACUACGGAGACCUCAGCUUCCUCAGCCAAGAGGAUCAGAAGAUGUUUGGCUCUGUGAACCUGACCACAGUGAAGCUGUCUGGGGUGGGUGACAGCUUUAAGAAGCACUCUGAUGCUGAGUCCAAAGGCAUCAAGGCCCAUUUCAACAUGGAUGAGAGUGGUUUGCUCAUUUUAGACAGGGUGGAGUCAGUGUUCGAGACUGUUGUAGAGGAGAAAGAGGAAGAAUCAACUCUCACUAAAUUGGGGAACACUAUUUCCAGCCUGUUUGGAGGUGGGAGCACAGAGCCCACUGCUAAUGUGACAGAAGCAGUACAGGAUGAAGAGGAGGUUCCUCCUGAAGCUGGAAAAGAGCAGGAAGAGGUGGUGCAGAAGACUGAUGAGGCUGCCCAAGAGCAAUCUAAGACUGAGGAGAAAAGCAAAGAAGAGCCUCAGGCUGAGGAGAAGAAAUCUGACGAAGGCUCUGACAAAGAGGAGCCUCAGGCAGAGAAGGUGGCUGAGGCAUCAGAAAAAUCUGAUGAGGAGAAAGCAGCUGGAGCAAAAGAGGAGGAGAAGGAGGCAGAGAAUAAACCCAAACCCCUGAAAAAGAGCAAAAUCUCAGUAGAUAUUGGAGUGGAGCUGGAGGUUAAUGAUGUACUUAAUCCUAGCCCAGAAGACAUUGAUGACUCCAAAAAGAAACUGCAGGAUCUGACAGACCGAGAUCUGGAAAAACAAGAGAGGGAAAAGUCACUAAACAGCCUGGAGGCAUUCGUCUUUGAGACUCAGGAUAAGCUGUACCAGGAUGAGUACCAGGCUGUGGUCUCUGAAGAGGAGAAGGAGGCAAUCUCCAGCAAGCUCAGUGAGGCUUCAGCAUGGUUGGAUGAAGAGGGAUAUUCAGCUGGAACCAAAGAGCUGAAGGAGAAGCUGACCGAGCUGAAGAAGCUGUGCAAAGCCAUGUUCUUCCGAGUGGAUGAGAGGAAAAAAUGGCCAGACAGACUAGCAGCACUUGACAGCAUGCUCAACCACUCUUCCAUGUUCCUGAAGGGUGCUAAAUUGAUUUCAGAAGAUGAUCAGAUUUUUACUGAAGUUGAGCUGAAGACCUUGGAGAAAGUCAUAAAUGAGACUAUGACCUGGAAGAAUGAAACUGUGGCUGAGCAGGAGAAACGUUCUCCUACAGAGAGACCCGUGCUGCUAUCUAAAGACAUUGAGGCCAAACUCUCCCUCUUAGACAGAGAGGUCACCUACCUGCUCAACAAAGCCAAGUUUGCUAAGCCAAAGCCCAAACCAAAACCUAAAGAAAAGAACUCCACCAGCUCUGACAAUGGCAAAACUAACACUACCGACUCUGAGAAAGUCAUCUCUCCCAAAGAUGAGUCCAAUGGAGCUGAGGAGGUGAAACCAGUAGAGGAACCUCCCACCAAGGAGAAUAAAAAGGAAGAUACUGAGACAGAGCCAACAAUAGCAGAAGAAAAAGAAGACAAAGAAACAACAGGAGAUGAUGAUUCACAAAACCAUAUAGGAGAUGAAUUAUAACCACUGGAACAUCAAAUUUUUUGUGUUGUCGUAUUUAUUGACUGUGAUAAAACAUCCUCUUUUUUUUUUUCUUUUUUUUUUAAAACAUCUUUUCUCCUCACAUAGCACCAAUAUUUCAGAGCAUUUUAGGUAAUGUCAGCAUUUUCAUAUAGUAGCUCUACUGUGUGAUCUACAGAAACCGAAUACAUUCAACUUGAAGGUUUACAGGCAACUACAGCCUGUGUUAAUCCUGUCUGCCUGUAUGGAAUGUACACAUUGCAGAAUUUCCCUCAGUCUCUGUGUACUUGCUAUUGGGGUUAUACAUUCACAAAAUGAGCUCACUCCAUGUCAAGUUCACCGUAUCGUCACAAAUAGUAUAACAUUUUUGUGCUGGAGUUUAGACUUUCAACCUAAAAUCUUAAAUUCUAGAUGCAUUUGAGAAGAAAAGCGAGAUGAAUUUGAAUAUGAUUUAAAACUUUCUUCCCUGUCCAGUUUGUCAUCGACAUUAAAAUUUCUGGUAAUUUGUAUAACCAGACAGGAUGACAAAAAAUGUAAAGUAUAAGUCUUUUAAGACUACUCCUUUCCUAGGCAUGUUAUGUCUAGAAAUGCAGAAUUGUCUAGAAAUGCAUGAACCAUGUCUAGAAAUGCAGAAUUCUUUAUCAGUGGAGUACAAUAACAAAAUUUUUUAUUUUGCCCUUGUAUAAAUUCAGUUUCUGUAUGUGGACCAUGUCACUUCAGUAUUUAGUCCCAUCAUGUCCGUGCACUUGCAUUAUACACUGACUGACCACUUUAUUAGGAACACCUGUACACCCACUCGUUCAUGUAGUUAUCCAACCAGACAAUCGUAUGGCAGUAGUGUAGUCUUUACAAGCAUGGAGAUGCAGGUCAAGAGCUUCAGUUAAUGUUCACAUCAAACAGGAUGGCUGGUGUAGGACAGGUUCGUUAGAGUAUUUCUACUGAUGAGUUGGGAUUUUCAUACACAACAGUUUCAAGAGAUUACAACAGUGAGAGAGAAACACAAAUCAGUUCUGUGAGUGGAAAUGCCUUGCUGAUGAUAAAGAUCACUUUAAUGAGAAUGGUCAGAGUAUGUGCUUGCUAAGAAAACAUUCCCCACACCAUUACACCACCUCCACCAGCUUGAUCUGUUGACACAAAGAAGGUUGGGUCAAUGGAUUCAUGCUGUUGGUGCCAAAUUAUGACCAUACCAUUUGUGUACUUCUAAUGAAUCUAGAUUUCUUCUGAUCAGGCUAUGUUUUUCUGAUCAUCCGUGCAGUUUCAGUGAGCCUGUGUCCACUGUAGCUUCAGAUUACUGUUCUUGGCUGAUAGUAGUAGACCUCCAAUAUGGUCUUCUGUUGUAGGCUUGACAUGUUGCUGGUUCUGAGAUGCUUCUCAGCUCACUACGGUUGUAAAAAGUGCUUGAGUUACCGUAGUCUUCCUCUGAACUGAAAAUUUCUGCCUGCAGUACUACCACUCACUGAAUGAAUGGUUGUUUGAUGUGAACAUUAACUGAAGUGCCUGACCUGUAUCUGCAUGAUUGUAUGUAUUGUGCUGUUGCCAUAUGAUUGGCUGAUUGGAUAAUUGCAUGAAUGAGCAGGCGUACAGGUGUUUCUAAUAUAGUAGACAGUGAGCGUAGGUUAACACCACUGAUUAGCUUUUCUUUCUUUUUUUUUUAAAUGCAACCACAUCCACUUACUUAUAUUACCAGUGAAUUGGGGUAAUACUACCAGGGACUCCUUUGACUGCACUGACAUUAAGGAAGUUGUAUGGUUUUUUUUACUUCCCAUGAGAGCUUUUGCUGUUUCAAGAAAGUAAAAGUGCAAAUUCUUUAUUCCUCCUUUUCAUCCGUUCCCAUUCUUUUCACUGUUCCAUUGUCUUUGUUUCUGGUCUGUUGAAGAAAGAGUAUAUAAUGUCUGGGGAAAGGGAUAUUUUGUUUCUAAGCUGUUAAUAAAAUCUUUUUUUUAAAUCUC
Messenger RNA from Ictalurus punctatus (channel catfish), 5203 nucleotides. It is a transcript of the gene hyou1, whose product is annotated as hypoxia up-regulated 1. The transcript has 24 exons. Gene Ontology annotation, molecular function: ATP binding; ATP-dependent protein folding chaperone. NCBI's taxonomy places the organism in Eukaryota, Metazoa, Chordata, Actinopteri, Siluriformes, Ictaluridae. Gene Ontology annotation, biological process: endoplasmic reticulum unfolded protein response; negative regulation of hypoxia-induced intrinsic apoptotic signaling pathway; cellular response to hypoxia. Gene Ontology annotation, cellular component: endoplasmic reticulum chaperone complex. The record is from RefSeq and is a predicted model, not a curated record. The coding region runs from base 294 to 3257 and encodes 987 amino acids.